AUGAUGAUUUCCCACACCUCAAACAUAUUUCUGCUCUUCUUCAUAUGCACUACAUUCUCAUGUCUCUCUUCAAGCUUUAGAAUCCCAACCCCUUACUCCUCCAUAAUGGGCCCAAACCUUGACAAGCUUCCUUCUCAAGAUGAAGCCAUACAACUAUUCCAACAAUGGAAAAAAGACCAUGGCCGGGUCUACAAAGACCUAGGAGAGAUGGCAAAGAAAUUUGAGAUUUUCCUCUCCAAUUUGAAGUAUAUUACAGAGUCUAAUGCAAAGAGAAAAUCACCUCAUGACUUCCUUCUUGGUCUGAACAAGUUUGCUGAUUGGAGUGCCAAGGAGUUCCAAGAAACAUACCUACAUGAGCUUGACAUGCCUAAAGAAGAGAGUAGCAUCAUGAAAUUGGAUGACUUACCCUGUGAUGCCCCUUCAUCAUUAGAUUGGAGGUCAAAAGGAGUUGUCACUCAUGUCAAGGAUCAAGAGGACUGUGGAAGUUGUUGGGCAUUUUCAGUGGUGGGCGCCAUUGAAGGAAUAAAUGCAAUAAAUACAGGGAGGCUUACAAGGCUUUCUGAGCAAGAGCUUCUCGAUUGCGACCGUGUAAGCAAAGGUUGUGGAGGUGGAUGGGCGGAUAAAGCGUUGGAUUGGGUUGUAAGAAACGGUGGGAUUGCUUCCGAACAGGAUUAUACUUAUACUGCAAAGCAGGUUGCCUGCAAAGCCUCACAGAUUCCAAAUAAUGCAACCGUUGAUGGAUAUUAUCACGUAGACAAAUCAGAGAAUGGAUUGUUGUGUGCAGCUGCUCAGCAGCCUAUUAGUGUGUGUCUGUAUGCACACUCGGAUGACUUUGCAAAUUACAAUUAUGGAGUGUAUGAUGGGACCAACUGUCCAGUAGUUUCUGUCCAGGUGAAUCACUGCAUGUUAAUAGUUGGUUAUGAUUCCGUAGACGGUCAAGAUUAUUGGAUAGUAAAGAAUUCAUGGGGUUCAACAUGGGGAAUGGAUGGUUAUAUGUGGAUCAAAAGAAACACUGGUAAAGAAAGAGGGGUGUGUGACAUCAAUGAAUGGGCUUAUGCCCCCAACCAAAUAUCUUUGGAGCAAGAGGGAAGCCAAGUAUUAUAGUUUGGAUGUAAGGUUACACGCUUUUAUAUAAUUAUAACAUGAAUUAUAUAUGUAUUUGAUAUGUAUGUCUUUGUUCAUACCAGCAGCCAUCAGCCAUCUUCUGUUUUGAAUAUGAAUGUUCUCAACAGUAAUUGAGAGGUCAUAGGCAUAAAUAAAUGAAGUGAUAUGGACCUCAAUGAUGUAAUAUAUAAAAUCAUGACUAUAAAGGUCAAUGUACUUGUAUUGUGUAUCAUAAGAUAAUGUAGGAUGUUUGUGCAA
Messenger RNA from Lotus japonicus, 1362 nucleotides. RefSeq names its product ervatamin-B-like. The transcript has 4 exons. NCBI's taxonomy places the organism in Eukaryota, Viridiplantae, Streptophyta, Magnoliopsida, Fabales, Fabaceae. The coding region runs from base 1 to 1104 and encodes 367 amino acids. Gene Ontology annotation, cellular component: lysosome. Gene Ontology annotation, molecular function: cysteine-type endopeptidase activity. The record is from RefSeq and is a predicted model, not a curated record.